AUGAAUUACAUUUUAAAAGUAAGUGGUGUUCCCGGUACAACUUAUCAGGCGUUUGCCCUGACGAACGUGCCAUACUUCGAAGGCCUGUGUGUCCCGACGUACGUGGAAGUGAACCUGGCGCGCGGCAUUUCGCCUCGCAUCUUGUGCCUCUUGAAGUGCCGGCAACUUCCUACGUGCACCUUCUUCACCGUCGCAGGCUCAGUUUGCAAGUUAUGGACGUUUACGCUGGACGAGAGCUACCAUCUUGGGAACUUCACGACUCCUACGGUGACCUCCUACUGGCCCAAGCUCGGGCCCACGGCCCCACGCCGCGACGUAGCCCUCAUGAAGCCUGCUACGUCGGGAAGCAUCUACUGGAUCUUCCAAUCUGGAGCCAUGCUGACGUACGGCUCGAUGUGUUUCCCGAAUCCGAACAACUGCACAGCGACGAACUUUUCCGUUAACUGGGCUCGAGUGGACUUGCUGCAGCCGGAGCCUGUCAAGACCAUCGUGCUCACCGCCCCAGUCAACGCCGCACUUCCAUACUUCGCAAACAUCACCAUCAGG
Hyalella azteca is the source of this 546-nucleotide messenger RNA. RefSeq lists its product as uncharacterized. The record is from RefSeq and is a predicted model, not a curated record. Lineage: Eukaryota; Metazoa; Arthropoda; Malacostraca; Amphipoda; Hyalellidae.